Aureobasidium musti is the source of this 3138-nucleotide messenger RNA. NCBI's taxonomy places the organism in Eukaryota, Fungi, Ascomycota, Dothideomycetes, Dothideales, Saccotheciaceae. The record is from the annotation of a GenBank genome assembly.
AUGUCGACUACUACUCAUACCAAGAUGACGUUUGACCCUGCGUCCUUCGGCAAGCUGCGGCUGAAGAGCCAUGACUCUCUCUAUACGAUAGACGACUUGAUCAGAUCGCACGCUGCCGAACCUGAAGACUUUACCUUAAUCGGAGCCCCCAUAAAUGGCCUUACAGACUUCGAAGAACAUUCUGCUCGCGAUGUCGAUGGGUUCGCCGAUGCAGCAGCGGCUCGGCUGCAAGAGAUGGGGUUGAAACCUGCAUCUCCUAUCAUCGGAAUGUUAUGCAUCUCGGGACUCGAUAUGGUUGUUACUCUUCUUGGUCUGCUGCGAUUAGGAUAUGGCGUUUUGUUGCUUUCGACCAGGCUAGCAGCUCCAGCAUACGCCCGAUUGACGACAAUGGUCAACUGUUCCACUAUGAUCUCUACGGAUACUUUCAAGGCUGUCCUCGAUGAGGUUCAGAUGGAGAAAUCUCUGACCUGCCUGCCUCUUCUCAACCGCUCCGAUUAUGUUGGCGUAAAAGCACCAGCUUUCCGACGUCAAUACACUCCUGCCAAAGAGACGAGCAAGAUUGCUGUGAUCAUCCACUCCUCUGGAUCGACCGGCUUUCCUAAGCCAAUCUUUCUCCGACACGCACAAUGUCUUGCGACGUUCACCCAGAAUUUUGGCAUGCGUGCUUUUCUAGCAUCACCGCUGUUCCACAGCCAAGGCUUCUACGAAAUGUUCAGAACCAUCUACUCAAAGAAACCUUUGUACCUGUGUAACUAUACAAUCCCACAUACACGGCAAGGCUUGACAGCCCAGUUGCAAUUCUUGGAGCCCGAGAUCUUUAAUUGCGUGCCUUACCUGCUCAAGUUGCUGUGCGAAACUGAGGAAGGCAUCAAUAAGCUAGCCAAAGUUAGCCUAGUGCUCUAUGCUGGUAGUGGCUGCCCAGACGACGUAGGAGACCUGCUGGUGAGCAGGGGCGUGAAUCUGGUACAAAACUACGGGUGCACUGAAAUCGGUCGCAUCAUGACUUCUUUCAGAUCACCAGAAGACACCGAGUGGAACUACUGCCGACUGAAUCCUCCAGUCUCUGAACACGUUCUGAUGGACGAGAUAGCCCCUGGUGUGUUCGAGUGUGUCGCUUUGGAGAGUCUAAAGACGAGAGUUGCCGUCAACUCAGACAACCCUCCGAACUCCUUCCGCUCUCGAGAUCUGUUCGCACCUCAUCCGACACGGCCGAAUCUUUGGAAGUAUCUUAGCAGACUUGACGACCGCUUAACACUAGUCAAUGGCGAGAAGGUUUUGCCUCUACCUAUAGAAGGUCGCAUUCGUCAAGAUCGGCUGGUGCAGGAAGCUGCUGUGUUCGGUAUCGGUCGAAGCGUACCUGGAGUCAUCAUCUUCCGUUCUCACGACGCCAAAGACAUGUCAGACAACGAGUUCUUCGAAUCAGUAUGGCCUGCGGUCGAAGACGCCAACGCUAGAGCAGAGAGCUUCUCCAGGAUUCCAAAAGAACUUGUCGUUCUUGUUGCUGCUGAGACUGAAUACCCAAAGACUGACAAGGGCACCUUCAUCCGAGCUAAGAUUUACGACCAGUUCAAGGAAGAGAUCGGAAACAAGUAUAGCGACUUUGAGAACGGCUCAUUGGGCAACUUGACCCUUGAAGUACCCGAGCUCGAAAGAUGGCUCCUCAGCGAGUUUAGCAAGGAACUCGGUGUCUCACUGAAGCUUGACACAGACUUUUAUCAAGCUGGAAUUGACAGUCUCCAGUCAACUAGAAUGUGGUCUAGCAUCAAGAAGCAAAUCGAUCUCGGAGGAAACCAUGCUUCACUAAGUCGUAACGUACUUUACGAAACAGCAAACAUCCGUGGACUUGCCCAGCAUCUUUAUUUGACGAGAACAGGCAACAAAAAGACGAAAGAGGAUGAGAUUACUGUUAUGGAACAGCUUGUCACUAAGUACUCUACCUUCGAGCAACACGAGCCAUGCGAGGCAACCAACAAUGGAGAAGAUGUCGUGCUUCUCACAGGCGCAACCGGCACGGUUGGUGUUCAUAUUCUCGCGAAGCUGGUCAAACAGAGCAAUGUGAGUGCAGUAUGGGCGAUCGUGCGGGCUUCAUCAGUUACACAAGCAAGUGAGCGGAUCUCCGAAGCUUUAAGCUCACGCGGCUUGUACCUCACUGAGAACGAAAGAUCAAAGAUCGUUCCUUUCUUGGGGGAUCUGAGCAGAGUGGACCUUGGACUCAGCGAGGACAGCCUGCAAAAGCUGAAGUCACAGCUCACCCAUGUGAUACACAGCGCUUGGGCAGUGAACUUCAACCUUGGCGUGAGAAGUUUCGAAGACCAGCAUAUCAGAGGCGCAUACAAUCUCAUUCAGCUGUGCCUGUCAACCCGCACACCGAAGCCUGCGAAAUUCUUCUUUNGCUCGUCAGUCUCGUCGGCUGCAAGUACACCUCUGGAUCAGAGAGUCAAAGAAAGUCCUGUACCAAGACUCGAAUAUGCCCAAGGAACAGGUUAUGGCAGAUCGAAACUGGUAACCGAACGUAUCGUGCACGCCGCCAUGAGGACUACUGGUAUGUAUGCCAGAGUAUUGCGUCUUGGCCAAAUCGCUGGUGACAGUGCACUGGGGUAUUGGAACACGACCGAAGCUAUCGCCUUGAUGAUUCAGACAGCCACGACCAUCAAAGCCCUGCCGACUCAUAACGAAGAGCUCUCAUGGCUGCCGGUAGAUCUUGCGGCGUCGAUUGUUGUAGAGCUUUCUGGUAUAGCUCAGCCAAUCAGCAAGACUCGCUUGGAUGACGACAAUCUGGUCUACAACAUUCAAAAUCCAAAGGUAUAUCACUGGACCCGUGACAUCUUGCCUGCUUUGCGCAAAGCAGGCUUGGAGUUCUNNGAUGAAGUAUCGCCCAAAGAAUGGGUACAAAGGCUGCGUGCUGGCGAUCAAAACCCAGAGAGCAAUCCGCCAGUCAAGUUGACCGAGUUUNUUGCUGAGAGAUAUGGAAACGUUGUCGAGAAUGCACCGAUGAAGACUGCAGGUCGUUAUGACACCAUCGAGACGUGCAAGGAUAGUGCUACAAUGACCGCAAUUCCGGACUUGAUCGAGUCGGGUUUGGUGGCUAAGUUUGUGAAGGCAUGGGCAAAGGAAUGGGGCGUAGAGUUGGCACAGUAA